Amorphotheca resinae ATCC 22711 is the source of this 1869-nucleotide messenger RNA. RefSeq lists its product as hypothetical. The record is from RefSeq and is a predicted model, not a curated record. The transcript has 3 exons. Lineage: Eukaryota; Fungi; Ascomycota; Leotiomycetes; Helotiales; Amorphothecaceae. Bases 1 to 1869 code for a protein of 622 amino acids.
AUGUUGACCCUCAAAACUUUCAUUACUGCUUCGGCUGCUUCGGCCCUCUUUGCUGGUGCAAGUGCCAGUGCUCUUGUCAAGCGCAAUGAGGAACCUCCAAGGCCGGCCUGCACCAGUCCCUUCCAACCAUUUACCUAUGCUGGAUGUUUCUCGGAUCCGAGCAGCCCAAGAGGUCUGCUGUACGACUCCGGACUCCCCACACAGAACAUGACUAUCGAGACCUGUGUUGCGUUCUGCAAGGGCAACGAUUACAAGUAUGCUGGUCUGGAAUACUACGGCGAAUGCUUCUGUGGCGCUUCAGUCAACGGUGUUCAGUUGCCGGAGUCGGAUUGUAGCUUCCCUUGCACAGGAAACUCGAGUGAGAUAUGCGGUGGGAACGAUAUCCUCUCGGUCUACCAGGACCCGACCUUCCCAUCUGUGGAUGACAGUACCAUCUCUGACUACCAGCUGCUGGGAUGCUACUCCGAGGGAACAUCUGGACGAUCCUUGGCGUGGAGACAAGACCAACUCCUCACGUCUAACUUGACUGUCGAGGAGUGUCUGUUCGCUUGCAAGGACGGCGGCUAUGAUUUUGCUGGUGUCGAAUUCGGUCAGGAGUGUUACUGCGGCGUGGUCCUUGGCAAUGGAACUCUGUCUAUUUCCUCUAGCACCUGCGAUACUGCAUGCACUGGAAAUUCUACAGAGACUUGUGGAGGCCCUUCCGCACUUGAUUUGUACGUCGCGAAGGAUCUGGGAUCCAACCAGCCGUGUGGAUAUUCAUCUUCAUCCUCCGCUUCCUCUUCGUGGGCCUCUAGUACCAGUACUACGUCUUCAAGCAGUUCGACUUCGUCAAGUGUCUGGACUACGUCGUCGCCGACUGCCUCGACUUCGAGCAGCUCCAUCCCAUCAAGCACUUCAACUUCGUCAAGUACCUGGACUCCGUCUUCGUCGACCACAACUUCAUCAAGCACGUCGACUUCAACACCUUGCACCACUUCCACUUCUAUUUCACCAAUCGUCUCCACCUCAACAACCUCAACUACGAAGACAACGGCAUCUCUUUGCACGUCAACAACCACGGUCUCCCCAACCCCAACUUGUGAAUACAAGUGUGGAAACUGGUGCUCUAGCCCUCUUCCGCCUUUCGGUAACAAAGGUGAUUGCCUCAAGGCGGUCUCCGCUUGUUCUAUUCAAACCGCCUCUUGCUUCCUCCACGCUGGAUGGCCAGACAGCAUGAAGUGCUUUGAGUUCUCCAGCUGGUGUGAGUCCGUAUCCUCAUACUGCGGCAAAUACUGCCCCGGGAAUUCAUGCUCUCUCGGCGGAUGCAAGUCUAAGUACCCACCCUCCGGACAGCCAGCGCCGCCGGCUCCCACUGUCUCGACCUCGGUCUACACUUGCCCACCAGCCACAACCAAGCCAACCAAGCCAGCCACUACCACCAAGCCCUCAACAACGACAAGCUGUGUUCCUGUACCCACCAGUUCCAACAUUUGCACACAGCCAAACAACCCCAGCAAGGGCUACAGCUCCUCUUCGCCCGUCGGCAACAUUCCCCUUCCAUGCUUGACCUGCAACAACAUCUACUCGGAUUAUAAAUCCGGUAAUUGCUUCAAGCUAUACAACAAUGCCGACUCGUCCAAGUGCCCCUCAUACCCACGCUCUGGUUCUUGGGGCCCAGGAAAGGGAUGUAAGGAUGCAUGUGACAGCCAGUACGAAAGUUGCAUAAACACCUAUGCUCAGAGUUGCAAAUCUAAUGGAAAGAGAGGUUUCCCCGACACUUACGAGAGUGCAAGCCAAAAGUGCCAUAACCAGUGGACCGAUUGCUAUUCUGCAAACGAGAAUGUGACUGGUGGUGGCAGAUGUAACAGCUGGAAUUCGGGCUGGGCGUAG